Porites lobata is the source of this 5479-nucleotide messenger RNA. The record is from the annotation of a GenBank genome assembly. NCBI's taxonomy places the organism in Eukaryota, Metazoa, Cnidaria, Anthozoa, Scleractinia, Poritidae.
AUGGAUGACAAACACCGAGAUAUCUUGCGACGAAACUGGUCUACACUCAGAAGGGAUCUGGAGCCAGUGAAGUUGUUACCUCACUUGGUGAACGUCUUAGACGUCACAGAUGAGCAAGAAAUUAAAGUGAGAGCUACUCGAGAAGAUGCGAGUGAUAAGCUGAUAGAAAUUCUACCCAGGAGAGGGCCAAAGGCGUUUGAAGACUUUGUAAAAGCAUUGCAGGAAGUCCAGCCACAUUUAGCCUCUCCGUUAGUUCAGCAAUCAGGUAAAAAUAUUUUCUCUCAGACGUUGUUCUGUCCUAAUUAUAGGGGUUUACUGAUCAUAAAAAAAGGGAAAAUCUAUGUUAAAACAGGAGCCAGGUUGUUAUACUUGAUUCAAAAACGACUAUCACAUUUAUCUUCCUCUACGAGGCUUCAUAGACCUUUUACUGAUGGGGUGCAAACUGUACGGGGACCCUUGCAAGAUUUAGUUUUGGACAGGAACUGAUCCCCCUGCGAUUCAAGAAGGAAUUUAUCAUGGAUCCCCUUCCAUGCAUUUAAUAAAAGCUCAUGAACAAUCAUGAUGCUUGAUUUCAUACUACCGGUAGCUGGUAAUGUAACGAAGCCGUACCCUUACUGAUCUUCUCCCGUAUUGGUUUUAUUGUGUUCAGAGGAAGGUAAAUGAACGAAAAUUUUAAAAAAAGUUCGUCACCAGUCAGAGCUUUUGGAACCUGACGAGAUUCAUAUUACAUGAAAGAUGGCAAUGAUAUUUUGCCUGAUUUUGGUGGUGAGGCUGCAAAAUCACCCUGUACAUAGGCAGGGUAGGUAAAUAAACCUGGUCAUUGUCGGUUUAUUGGAGACCGCGUCCAUAGUUAUUUAUCGCAGAGGCCUUUAUUAUGUUGCGUGAUAUUUUUUUUUACUUCUUUCUAAAGAAAUGGAGGAGAUCAAGACAGAAUUGAACCGCGCGAGAACACGUAGCGCGAGGUUGAGGGAAGAAGUUAAAAUAACGAGGACGGAAUUAGAAAAAGAACGACAAAAUCACAAGAAAACUCUAAAGGAAUGCGAGGAACUAAAAAGUAUGAAUAAAAUGUUAAUGACAAAAGGAGAAGACGAUAAGAAACUCAUGGAAAGCAGACUUCAACAACUGAAGACAACAAUUGAAGAACUGGAAAAACAGGUAUUGGCUGAAAGAAGUGAAAAAGAAGUUUAUAUCGAGGAGACGGAGCGCUUACGGGGUUUGUGUGACCAGCUAGACGAAGCAAGGUCACGAACGGAGAAAGAGUUGUGCAAACUCAAGGAAACACUGGAUGAGAAAACAAAAGAAAACAAAGAGAUGGUCCGAAAGUUGUCAGACAACAACAACAAUAUUUUAAACGAAACAUUUCUUCACGAUGACCUUCACUCAAUUUCUCGCCAACGAGAAAUUGUCCUUUCUGAUCAAUCUCCAAUGAGGGUCCUCAAUCCUCUUUGUCUUACUGAGAAUGCAGUCUUGGAAAAGAACAGUAAAUUUUUGAAAAAUGGCGCAGACCUAGCGGUUGAGCUAGAAGAGACAAGAAAGGAUCUGGUUAGAGUGGUGAAAGAACACGAAGGAACAAAACGAAGAUGCGAGGAAUUAGAGAAACAACUCGAGGAAACUCUUGCUAGUAUGGAAACACAUCGAACAGCGAGCGUCCAUGACAGGGCCACUUCUCCCGGCGAGAUAGUGCAAUUUGAAUUUGAAGGUGAGUUUAGCACAGGGAGGAGAAAUGUUUCUUAAUAGAAGGAGAUGACUCAAUCAUAAUUGAAAAAGAAAGAAACAACGAAUCAAAAAACACACACACACGAAAUUGAAGGGACGAAACCUCCCUACCAGUCCCUGUAUGGCGUUUUCUCCGGCCUUCUAGGCCAAUGCGAUUCGGUCGCCUAGCCGUUACGAACGGCAGGACCAAUGUGACCCGAAAUGCAUGCCAUGGGCCGCGGUUAACCGAUAGGCGUAAAACGGCCAAAAAUUUAGUCGAUAGCCGUAAAAAUUGAAAAAUUUUAACCGUUAGCCGUAAAUAGAGUAAAAAAGAGUUAACCGUAAAAGAAACUGUUCCUUAGAUUUGCUACUUUUAAGGAAGGUACUAAACUCACUUAUGGUUGCGUUUUUUAUUUCCCGCCUAGUGUGGCUCCGUACGCACGUUAGGUAAAGCGCCUUUUAGGUGUUGACCAAGACUUUGGCUCCAUUUCGGCCACUCUCUCGAGGAACUAAUUUUUUCCAUAGCGAAAGUGUGGCUUCUUGCUGGGAAUUAAUAUUUGCGAUUUUCAGGAGGUCGUGCCCUCAAAACACUAGUGAAACAACACGAAGAGAUGUCACUGUUUGUAAAACACGUUGCCGAUAAACAACAUUUCCCUGUUUUUCUCUGACGCUACGGUAGACAUUGCCAUGCCUAGUCCCUGUACGGCGUCUUCCCACGCAAUCUCGGUCAAGGCAUUUCGGUGGCAAACUCGCUAGGACCACGUGACCCGAAACACAUUAGCUGCGCGGAAUAAUGAGGCCUACGGACAAGGCAACGGCAGACAGUCGUUCCGUACAGUCCUUCGCUGUCAUUCAAAAACACUGGACACGGGAAUAUUGUUAUUGGCCGUUUUCACGCUAGAGCUAGAGAUGGAUUAUCCGUCUGAGACUAGCCUGUGUACAGUCGCGCCCUCCCCACAGUCAACCCUUCGCCGCUUUUUCUGAGGGGGGUGCUCUACACAGGCUAUCUGGAACGGAUAUUCCCGUCUGGAAACUGUCCGUCGAAAUUGACGGGUAAGGUCAGGCGGAUUGUUCAUUCAAAAUUAAAACUAUUCCAGUUUCAAAUUAAGAAGUAUUACCUAUCUGACACGAAUCAUCAAACGGGUAACCCGUCUCACACGAGUAAUACGUCUCUAGUGUGAACACGGCCAUUUCUGUUAUAAUGAAUGUCGCGCCCCGGCCUUGAGUUGGACGUUUGCGUGUUCGCUUUUGCUUUUUCACAAGAUUAUUUUUAAUUUGACUAUUGACAUUUCUAUGUGUAAAAUAAUAUUAGAAGUGAAAUACUUUAUAAAAAGUAUGAUCUAUCAAAUGUUAAAGUUUUUCAAAAGAACAGUCUGUUUCAUCCCGAGAUGAUCCGAAGACCUUUAUUUCGAUUUAAAGAUAGAAAAAUACAGGUUAAUUAAUAUUUAACUUUUUGAAACAAAAGAAGUUAAUUUUUAACUUCUUUGUUAACCGUAACUGAAAAAAAUUAACCGAUAGCCGUAAAAGAGCCAAAAUUUUAGCCGAUAACCGUAAAAGCCACCACCCCAUUGAGACCCUCUUAAGCAGGUUUUAUAUGUAGAGGAAAAUGCGUGAAAUUGGGGUGGCCGUUUUUUUUCCUUUGGUUUACUUGCGAAAAAUCAGUCCACUUUUCUAUGCUUUUCAUUUGUGGCUAUCAUAUUAGAAAACAUAUUCACCACAAAAAAACAAAUAACAGUGCUAGAACACCAACCAGUUCCAACACCAUUGUGAAAAUGUCAAAUCAAAAGUUAAGGAGCGUGGGUCCUGAAACUGUCAAUGGUGUUAGCAUAAAAAACGAUGUUAUAAGUUGUUGUUAUUUCUUUGCAGAGGGGCUGAACUGCUCGCGUUGUGACGAACGUGAGGAAGAAUGUAACUUGCUGCGAACUGAAAAAGACCUAAUCAAAGCAAAAAAAGAAAAGUUGGAGGACGAAAAUAAGCAAAUAAACAGCCGCAUCAGAAUAUUGGGGGACGAACAUAUGCGAGAAAGGCAAACAUUUCAAAAGGAAUUGCAAAGCAUGAAGGAAGAACAUGAAACUUUAUCACGAGACUUUGAGAAAGAACUGCAAAAAAUGCUUUGUGGAGUAAAAGAACAGCAGUUACAGGAAAUGAAAAAUCUACAAGUGCAGAACGAAGAACUAAAAGAACAAAUAAAUAAACACAAAUCUGAAGUUCAUAAAAUAAGGACGGAACUGAGUAGGGAAAAAUCACAAGUCGAGAAACACCAAGAAGAUUUCCUUAAAGUAAAGAAAAAUUUGUCUCGUGAAAAGAAGAAGGUAAAAGAAGUGAAAGAAGAACUGUUGGUUGAAAACAAGGCAAAAAAAGACGCGUUAAAGGAAGUGGAAAAAUUGAUGAGGGAACUAAGCAAUCAGGAAGCGGACAAACGUGAAGAUAUUACACGACUCCGCGAGGUCGCAAACGUGGAACGCGUCAGGUGCGACACUUUGAAAGAAGAAAUUCAAAGGUUGCGGAGUAUGCCAGGCCGUAAGUUUGCAGUUCUGUUUAUAGAUUUGUUCGGCUAGGAUAGGUUUGAUUAACAGCCGCUGAUUGGGAAAGGAGCCCGCGCGCCUCCCUUCUCUUCUUGGUGCGGAAUUAGACCGGACCCGAAAGAGCGCGGCGGAAAUUGAGCCUAAGGACGUCUCAGAAUGCAAAUUAGGGCGCAUUGUAUUCCACCGCAAUUACUCGUCCCACUUCAUGACCCCAAAUUAGCACUUGUUGGGCAGCCUUAGUAUGGCCAACAAGCAAACGUUUGAGGACCCUCUUGCUUGUUUCGACUUUUGCUCUGGCUACUUGCGAUUCAAAAAAGCACUUCUGUGAGAAGGCCAGACGAAGGUAAGACGACGCAAGUUCGAGAUUUUGUGUGUACUGUCUUCUGCUCCCUUAGUGCAUCAUAUGCCCCCCCCCCCACCCCCCAAGAGAAACAAAAUAUUGUUAUAGUGAGUUUCGUGUAAAACAAACAAUAUAAUUAUGCCGUGGGGUGAUUUUUGAAUCCCAUCUGGACAAGGAUUCAUGUGAACGUUUGAUGUACCAUUUGAUCCGUGUGUCCCUGGAUCCGCAUUAAAUCCCGGUUAUCCCUAAAGAAUGAAUGUAAUCUGACCCAUUGCAGGAACAGACCUCGGUGAAUGCUCCUUAUUUUAUCUAUAUUAGCUUGGAAAAAAAAUGGCUGAUGUAGAUCCUUUUUUCGUUUUCAAUGAACACAGGCGUAUUAAACUACAGAAAAGAUUUCGACAGACACGGCGUUCUCUAUGCCCUGGGAACAAACUUUGGUACAACUCCAUGGGUGAACCCAGGUGGUAACAGCGCCUCUCCGACAAGAAUAAUCGCCACGCGCUCUUCUGACGAGCAGGGUGACGCAAAUGAUCUGCUUGAAAAUCGCAGAGGGAGCUUAAGUGGAACAAGGGACGAAGACAAAUCAUGGUGGUGUGUAGAUUUGACGGAAAAAUACGCUAUAUAUCUCACCCACUACUCCCUGCGACAUGGGAGAGACAAUGGAAUGUCAAUCAUUCGUAAUUGGCGCCUAGAAGGGUCGCUUGAUGGACGUAUUUGGAAGACACUAAAAAAGCAUGACAAUGAUCGCGGGCUUAAGGAUCCUUUCCCUUACUACACAGCCACAUGGCCAGUUGACGGAGAACUGGGGGCCUUUCGGUAUUUUAAAAUUUUUCAGACGGGCAAGAAUUCCUCAGGGAGAUUUAGUAUUUUUCUUUCCGGUAUUGAAUUGUACGGAAUACUAAUAGACGUAGGCAGUUAA